UUAACAGUUAAUCAUGACAAGCAAUUAACUAAUAGUCACUGAUAGAAACCAGAAAACAACAGUUGAAUCAAAAUUUGAAACAGUAAAUUGUAUCAUAAUAUGAUUUGUUUAAUUCAGUUAAGUUGAUGAACCUAAAAAAAUUUGGUAUCUUUUUUUAUCUGGUUUCCAAUCAACACAACAAUUAACUAAUUGUUUCCAAUGGAUUAUCAUUUUUUGUGCUCGGUUUUUUUAAUUGCUCUGAUAUCAAAUUCCAAUGGACAACAAUUCACUGGUGAUUGUCAGAUCCUUUACCAAUGUCAAUCAGAAACAAUUAAGUUGAUCAACUCUAAUCAAAAUACUGGUUAUCAUGGAUUAGGAUUAUCUUGGUCUUCAUCGACUUGUGGAGUGAUUCGGCAAAAAUUGGCCUGUAUCAUUAAUUUAGCUUCGACAUGUUCACAGAGAGAUGAUUUAACAACGCAAUCAACUUGGUCUAUUAUUGAUUCAACCAGAAAUUAUCUAAUUGAUAAAUGCAGUUCCAAUAAAGAUUGGAGCGAUUCGAGUUGUUUCAAAAGCAAAGAAAUCACCAAUUGCUUGGCUAAUUAUCCGUUCAAAUCAAAUGACCUUAGUCCUGAAUCUUGUAGUAAAUAUCGUAACUUUAAAUCGUGUAUUGGUAACUAUGUUGACUCGAAGUGUUCGUAUCAGGAUAAAGAGUAUGUUCUGAUUUAUUUGAUUGGAAAAGGUUCCAACCUCACAUGGAUCUGCAGUAAUGAGACUAACAUUGAAUUAGAAAACGAUGGUAAAAUUCUGAAAAAUCCGUUCGGUAAUCAUAUUGGUAAACGAGGAAGUCCAAAUUAUAAUUUUCUACCUCAAAAUGAUGCUGAUCGUUUCCAAUCACCUCAAUCAGGAGAUAAUGAACUGAACAACAGGGUUAAUGGUCUUUGGUUUCCAACCAAUAGAUUUCCGGUUGAUUUUAAUAACUUAAAUUCUCACCCUGGUCAACAUAUUCCUAUGAAUUCUGGUCCAAAAGACUCAGCUAAUAAUAUGCCAAUGAUGGGAGACAAUUUCUAUCAACCUGUUAAUCCAUUGCAAUCUCCAAAUGGUAACCCGAAUUCGAGGCCUAAUCCUGAUCGUUUCUUUGGUCGAGCUCCGUUGAAUCAAUUACAAAAUGAAAUGUACUUCGGUGGUGGUGUUGGUCCAUCGCCACCAUUGCCAGUCAAUUCUGAUCCACAAAUCAGUCCAAUGGGUAUGAAUAAACUGUCACCGAAUAAUCAACAACCAGGAUUACCGGGAAUCGGUGUUAGCAUAAGUCGAGUCGAUUCUUGUCUUCAAAGAGCAAAUUUAGUUGGUCGUCACUGCGAAGAGGCCUUGAAUGACCGAAGAGAUCUGGCAAGAGAAUCGAGAAAUCCAAGAGAUCUUAAAUCAAAUCUAUGCUGUGGUCUUCUCAGAUACAGUGACUGUUUUGGUAAAAUAGUGAACCAAGUUUGUCCCAAUACCGACACUAAUUCAGUAUUCAGAUCAAUUCCAGAAUCAAGAAGAGCAGAUAUGAACUCAUGUCAAUCAUAUGGACCAUUUAAUUGUAAUUAUCUGGCUAAUGGUAAUUCACCAAAACCAAAUUUAACUAAAUCACUUUCCAGCCUUUUAACCCUUAUUUUCAUUCUCAAUAUAAUCAAUUGAAAUACUUAUGAUUUUUAAUUGUAAACAAUUCGAUAAUCUUUUUUUUAAUUUUCUAUCAGUAAAAAUUAAAUAGAUUCAACUUUGCAAUCAAUGAAACAAUUUAUAAAUCAUUGAUCAAAUUUAACACUCAUGAAAACUGCUGCCAUCUCUUGGAUCAGAUUAACAUUAAUAAUUGUGGUGUUUAAAUUGAUUAGUUUUUGUUGGACAAUAAUUAGCAAAACAAAU
This is a messenger RNA of Panonychus citri (citrus red mite), 1878 nucleotides long. RefSeq lists its product as uncharacterized. Bases 199 to 1653 code for a protein of 484 amino acids. NCBI's taxonomy places the organism in Eukaryota, Metazoa, Arthropoda, Arachnida, Trombidiformes, Tetranychidae. The transcript is spliced from 8 exons. The record is from RefSeq and is a predicted model, not a curated record.